Naegleria lovaniensis is the source of this 1956-nucleotide messenger RNA. RefSeq lists its product as uncharacterized. The transcript has a single exon. The record is from RefSeq and is a predicted model, not a curated record. Lineage: Eukaryota; Heterolobosea; Eutetramitea; Acrasida; Naegleriidae. Bases 1 to 1956 code for a protein of 651 amino acids.
AUGCCUCUCGUGACCAUUCAAGCACCUCUGACCUGUCCUUGGCAAAAUUCUACUCUUGUCGCCUACGAAUCCACAGAAAACUCUUCGUUGAAGGAACACCAUGUUUCUCAAAUGAAAUGGUACUCUUUUGGAAAACCUGAAAUUGUGUGGAACAACCAAGUCCAUUCCCAAAAAACAUUCUAUCAUGUGGAAAAAUUGCCAUUUAAAUUCGUUCUGUAUGUGAAAAUGGCUCUCUCAGAAGAGGAGAAGAAAGUUAUUGCACUUCAAGCUUCUCAUGAAAGUGGUGCUUCCAGUGUUGGAAAGGUUGUCGAUCCGCAACAGAUCAAAACUCUUAUUUGUGAUGAAAUUACUGGAAAGAUUGAGUUGGAGAUUGAUGGUGUUCGGCAUGUGCUGACUGGUCGAGUUCAAAGUGUGCUUCAAAACAAUCCAUGUGAAUUGGAAUUUCCAAUUAUGGAUCGUGUAGUAUUGGAAGAACUUGAGAAGAGAGUACUCGAUACUACCGGUAUCAGCGUGACCUUAUUCGUUGCGUUCAACGGAACAAGGGUAAAAGAGCAAUCCGUUCAAAUGACCAGUGACAACUCUGCCAUUACCACUUUAAUGGAUGACGUUUUUGGAAAAGGUCAAGAAGUGUUAGUCACUCGAAAUCAAAUGAGUGAAAUUUCACAUCGACUGUUCCACAGUUUGACCAUCUUGGAAGAGUACAAUUGUUUGGACGCCAAAGAGUUUGAAAAAGAAUUCCUUCAACAUUUGAUAGGAAUGACCAAUUUUCAAAAUCAGAUCCAGACAGAUUUUACAGAAUUGGGCCUUUUGAGCUUGAGCAAGUAUGGACUCAAUGUGAAGGGCGAUUUUACAGCUGACACCAUUCGCAAGUCCUUGGAACGAACUUUUACUCGAGAGAAGCGUGACACACAUGAUUACAUUAAGGUCAAUUUAGAGAAUCAGAAUAGUGGAACUGAGCAUUCCAGUUUCGACGCUGAGGUGAGCGUUGGAUGUGGUCUUACAAGUGUAGAUGCAUCUAUGGCCAUGGAACAAUCCAAAUCUUGGGCCAACAGUGAUAAGAGUUUGAACGAGCAAUUGAAUGAACUGAAUACUCUUAUGGAGAAAAAAGUGAGAUUUGAGUUUGAGGGUGAGAAAAUAGUUCCAAAAUCGAUUGCUUUGCAAAGACUUCAAAAAUCAUCAUUGGUGAACUUUGUUUCCUUAACGUACCGCAAGAGAAAAUUGUUUGAAGGAGGUGAAAAAUUAAUCUACAAAUUGAACACAAGCGAUGUGUUAAGCCAAAUUUCACCUAAUGAAAUAGUGACCAAGUUAUUGAUGAAAGACACAAAUCAUGUGGUCAUUUACGGUUUGGUUGAGCAAUUAUUCCAGCAACUAGCGAAAGUUGAGAAGGAGCUGAAACACCAACUUCGAUUGAAUGUUCCUAUCGGGGCUAUCAAACUAUUUUCAGGCCAUGUCGAACCAGAGGGUUGGAAAUGGUGUGAUGGUUCAGUAUUGAGUUGCUCCUCCUAUCCAGAUCUGUUUGCAGUCAUUGGUACGACCUUUGGAGGAGAUGGUGUUUUAAAUUUUGCUCUUCCUGACUUACGAGGGAGAGUUCCAGUGGGUGCUGGACAAGGAUCAGGUCUGACAGAUCGCAAGUUAGGUCACAAAGGAGGUACGGAAGCAGUGCAAUUAUUCAUCCAACACAUGCCAAAGCAUGCUCACAGUGGAAACACUGGAAAUGAAAGUAAUGGGCAUACUCAUAGACAACACGCGGUUGCUAACUUCAAUCAUGGUGGUAAUGGAAUUCGAACCACUUACACCGGUGAUGGACAAGGUGCCUUGGCGUAUGAUACUGGUGUGGAUACUGGUGGCAAUCAUCAACCUCAUACCCAUACUGUUGCUACAGAAGGAGGUGAUCAAGCACAUGAAAAUAUGCAACCGUUUGUCAAUAUAAAUUUCAUGAUCAAGUGUGUUAAGUAA